AUGCGAAGUGCAUUUGAAGAAGUCGGACGACCGAAAUUUGACCAAAGUUUUCAAAUAGCUCAAUCCACAUUCAAAUUGUGAGUUCUUUUUAGUGUUCAUUCCAAGAUUAGUUGCAUGCAAAAGCGUGCCAUCCAUCUGUCCAAUGUCUGCGCUCUCUUCUUCUCUCACUCUUACUCACACUAUUUCCAAAAAACGUCGAUAUCCUUCCUUCUACGUCCUUUUCCCUCUUCUUUUCGCCUCGCACUACAAUUGAAGAAGUGGCCGGACUCAUUUUGAUUUUUUCUGUUUUGAAGUGUGAAGAUGUAUAGAUUUCAAUCUAUUUCAACAUUCAAUUUUCGAUUUUUUUUCCUAGGAAAAAUGUUUUAGCUCAAGUCGUGUUUCUUUUUCCCUAUUGAAAAACAAACAAACAACUUUCAGGCUUCCAAGUUUUCCAGCACAAACAAAUAAUUUGAAAUUCUCAUCGACACCAAUAGAGCGCAUUUUCUCGAUUUACCUGUUUUUGCUUAUCUACUUCUCACAAAAAUCUAAUUAUUUUUUAGAUUCGAAGAGAUGGCGCUGCGCAAAGUGCGUAGCAAUAUCGAUCGAAUUUUCGACAAAAGUUUGACCGAUUUGAUACGUGGAAUUCGGAAUAAUAAGGAUAACGAAAGUCGAUAUAUUGCACAAUGUAUGGAGGAAAUAAAAAUGGAAUUGAGGCAGGAUUCGAUUUAUGUGAAAGCGAAUGCUAUCGAAAAAUUGGCAUAUGUAAGUUUUUUGGGUGAUUUUGCGCUGAAAAAAUCAGAGUUUUUCUGAUCUGGGAAACAAUAUCUCGAUUUUCCAGCUUCAAAUGCUGGGAUAUGACAUUUCUUGGGCAUCAUUUAAUGUGAUCGAAGUUAUGGCAUCUACAAAAUACACUGAAAAACGAAUUGGUUAUCUAGCAGCUGCUCAAAGUUUUCAUGACGAGACUGAAGUUUUGAUGUUGACCACGAAUUUGAUUAGGAAAGAUGUGAAUAGUUCGAAUAUGUAUGAAAGUGGGAUUGCACUUGGUGGAUUGUCUUGUUUUAUUACUCCUGAUUUGGCAAGAGAUCUUGCGGCUGAUAUUGUCAAUUUGGUGAGUACUCGAGUUUGAUUUCGAAAAUACUUGAAUUACAUUUUUAUUCGGCCUGUUCAGAAAUCCAAUAAUACAAAACCCCAUUCAAAUUUAUUUCAAAAAUCAAAAAAUGUCCGUAUUAAAACUCUUAGUUAAAUCCCUCAAGGGAAUGUCAAAGAUCUUCCAUAAAAUAUCUUCAUUCAGCUCGCCUCAUCUCGUUGUUAUACCCGAAAACGUGCAGUUCUUCUAUUAUACAAAGUGUUCCUCAAAUAUCCCGACGCACUUCGACCAACAUUUCCACGACUCAAAGAAAAAUUAGAAGAUCCAGAUCCGGGAGUUCAAAGCGCGGCUGUGAAUGUGAUUUGUGAAUUGGCUCGAAAAAAUCCGAAAAAUUAUUUGACUCUUGCUCCCGUAUUUUUCAAAUUAAUGACAACGAGUAGCAAUAAUUGGAUGCUUAUUAAAAUUAUUAAAUUGGUGAGUAUUCAUUUUCAUUAGAAACUUGAGUAUUAUAAUUAUGAAUUGUUUAGUUUGGAGCACUUGUUCCUUUGGAGCCAAGACUUGGUAAAAAGUUACUGGAACCUUUGACAAAUUUGAUAAAUAGCACAUCUGCAAUGUCGCUCUUAUAUGAAUGUAUAAAUACUGUAAUUGCGGUGUUGAUAAGUAUAUCAGCCGGAGGAGAUCAUACUGCAAGUAUUCAACUUUGUGUUCAAAAACUUGGAGUUCUUAUCGAAGAUUCAGACCAAAAUUUGAAAUAUCUUGGACUUCUUGCAAUGGGAAAAAUUCUAAAAACCCAUCCAAAAGCAGUUCAAGCACAUAAAGAUAUUGUUUUGAGAUGUUUGGAUGAUAAAGAUGAAAGUAUUCGAAUUCGAUCACUUGAUUUAUUAUAUGGAAUGGUUUCGAAGAAAAAUAUUGUUGAAAUUGUGAAGAAAUUAAUGGAACAUGUUGAAGCAGCUGAAGGAUCACAUUAUCGAGAUGAAUUAUUAUCAAGAAUUAUUGGAAUAUGUAGUUAUAAUAAUUAUCAAUAUAUUACCAAUUUUGAAUGGUAUAUUUCGGUAUUAGUUGAAUUAACAAAAGUUGAAGGAACUAAACAUGGCGCUAAAAUUGCUGAACAAAUUCAAGAUGUAACUGUUCGUGUUGAGUCGAUUCGACAUUUUUCGGUUUCUCAAAUGGCAUUACUUGUUGAAAAUGCUCAUGUUUUAUUGGCUGGAAGUGCUCAACAAAGAAGUAAUUUGUGUGAAGUUUUGUUGGCUGCUGCGUGGAUUUGUGGAGAAUAUAGCCAGUGAGUUGAGAUUUUAUAAUUUGUAGAAUUAUUAGUACUCGGAGAAUUAGACCAAAAACCAAAAUCUAAAUUAAAUCACAGACUUUGGAAUGUUUUGAAAUCUUUAAUUCAAUUCAUAUCGAAUUCACAAUUUUCAUUUUUUCAGACAUGUUCGAAAUGUUCAAAGUGUUUUGGAAUCAAUGCUUCGUGCAAAAACAUCAGUAAUGCCUGGUCAUAUUUUAUCAGUUUAUGUACAAAAUAUAGGAAAACUUUAUUCAUCACUUUUAAGUCAAGCAGAAAAAGAAGACGAUUGGGAUGCAAUUGAAUCACUUGAUAAUUUGAUGCUCUCCAAAUUGCCACAAUUUGAGUUAUCCGAACAUUUGGAGGCUCAAGAAAGAGCUUGUACAUUAAUGACGAUUAUUCGAAUUGUUGAAGGAUUGCAUCAGAAAAAAGAGAAAAUGGCUCAUGAAUUUGCUCUGCUUUAUGAUGGAGAAUUGAAUCCAGUUGCUAUGAAAGCUCAAAGAAAAGUGCCGAUUCCGGAAGGACUUGAUUUAGAUGUUUGGAUUGGGGAAGAAUGGGUUAGCAGUGCGGAAGAAUCUGAGAAUGAAAGUGAUAUUGAAGCGACUUUUGGGCAACCGAUACAUCAACCAAGAUAUGAAUUAGGAGAAGAAGCGAAUGAAGAAACAAAUAAUACAAAUCAUAAGAAAACGAAAAAGAAGGAACAACAAAUGACACCUGAAGAAAUGGAAAGAAAAAGAAAACAAAGAGAAGCUGAAAUUGAAAAUAAUCCAUAUUAUGUUAAAGGAAAUGCGACUGUUCCAAAAAGACCCACAAAAUUCACAACAAAUGUUGAGAGACAAGAAAUCAUCGAGAAAUCGAAUGAUAUUCAAAGUCCUUUGGAAAUUCCGGGAGUUGUUGGAUUGCAUCGAUAUAUGGAACAACAGGAUUCGACAUUGAGUUGGAAAAAAGCAAAAGAAAGUAAGAAGAAAACGAAAAAAGGUGGGAAGAAAGGAAAAAAGAAGCAGAGAGGAGAAUCGACGAGUAGUGAAGAAGAGAAUAAUGUGGUGCAUAUGGUGAAUCGAAAUGAUGGCGAAAUGCCUGAAGGAGCACGAUCUACUGAUGAUGAAGAUGAAUUUACUGUAGGGUUUAUUGCUGGGGAAAGGGGGGGCUGGGAUUUUGAGCGAAAAUUUCGAAUAUUUGAAAAAGUGUUUGGCUUCAGGAAUAAUUUCAAAAAAAGUUGAUAGAUCUGAAUUUUUAGAUUAUUCUUUUAUUAAAAAAUUGCUUCACACAAAAAUUAUUAGGGGGAAGACGAAUUUUUUUUCAAAACUUGUAACUAAAAGAUUUUCUAAAAAUUAUAGAUUUCUGAAUUUUUUUAUUUGAACACAAUCUACACAAUCUGAAAUUGCCAAAUAGUCAUCUGCCUUUUUUCCAGAAACAAACAACUGACGAAUUCCGCGCUCUAGAUAUCGAUCUUGAUGCUCCUCUUCGACCUGACGAAGUUGUCAAAGCACCUCAAGCUUAUACUCGAACAUAUCCUUCUCACAACAAACAUGUUCCAUUAGUUCCUCGACCACCAACAACUUUCGAACCACGUCAAAGUAUUCCGGAAGUAUCAACUCCACCAAAAAUUCCGAAGAAAACUAAAAAAGUGAAAAAGACAACGAAAAAGAAUCAAUUGAUAACAUCAAACGAAGCAUCGGAUUCAAAAUCGAAUUUAUUCAAUAUGGAUGAUUGGUUAGAUUCGACAACAACGAAAAGUAAAAUGACAAUUGAAAAAGCGAGGGACACUUUGGUUGCUGAAAAGAAGAGUAAGAAAAAAACAAGUAAAAAGACGAGAGAGGCAUAUGAGGAGACUUCUGGAGUUUGUACACCAUCAAUUCCACAAGCACAAACACCAUCUGGGUCUAAUUUGAACAAUGGGCAAGAAAAUAAUUAUAUAAGUUUGGCUGCAAAUAAGAUUGUUGCAUUGGUAUGUUCCUUUGAAAAGGGAUUUUUGAAUAGCAAGAAAGAUUUAUUUAAUUUUUUUAUAUUUCAGGAUUAUUUGACGAAACCAUCAUUGGAUGCAAUGGAUCAUGGAAGAGUUCGAAUAUUUAUAAAAGUUCGAAAUUUGGGAAAAUCAAAAUUGCAAAAAAUCGAGCUCAGUGUUGUUGACACGUUGAAUGCAAAAGUUAUCCGAAAUGAGGAUACAAUUCUCCUCUCCGACGAACUCGAUCUAAAUGAAAAUUGUGAAAGUUCUUUCGAAAUUCAAGCGCAAUCAAUUGAUGUUGCACGAAUUAUGCGAGGAACAAUGACAUAUUUUGUGGUUGAAGAUGAAGGAACAUCAGAAGAUAAACUAGAUAUUCGAUUAUCUCUUCCAACUACAACUUUUAUUGUCAAAUCGAAAAUCAAAAAAGAUGAAUAUUCGGUUCUUUUAGCAUCAGAUGAUGUUGAUUAUUCUGCUUCGAGUCAAGUCAAAUCUGUAACUGGAGAAGUUAAUUUGAAGGCUAUUUUGAGAGGAUUAGAACAACGGGCGAAUUUUUCGAUUGUUGAAGAAACUGCAAAAGCUGCUUCACUUUUUGCGAGAACAAUAUCUGGACAAGCCAUUUGUUUAUUGGUCAAGAAAACGGUACGUUUCAAAAUCUUAUGGACUAUUGGCUCUGAAUUGGCUCGCCUAAUAAUAAGAACAAAUUUUUUAACAAACUCAAAAAAUGAGAAAAAUCAGAAAAAAAACGAGAUCCGAUAUCUGAUCUAUUUUAUCCGACCUAGCCUGAUUCAAUUCAAAACCUUCAUUUUUACCCUAUAAAAUUCAUCUUCCCAUUUUUCAGUCUGAUGGUCUUCAAAUUGAUGGAAAAGCUGGCGAAGAUCAACUAAUUCAAUCAAUUGUCCAGGAUUUGUCUGAAAUUUGUGCUAGAAUAUAA
This is a messenger RNA of Caenorhabditis angaria, 5221 nucleotides long. The record is from the annotation of a GenBank genome assembly. NCBI's taxonomy places the organism in Eukaryota, Metazoa, Nematoda, Chromadorea, Rhabditida, Rhabditidae.